Messenger RNA from Puntigrus tetrazona (Sumatra barb), 2532 nucleotides. It is a transcript of the gene oprm1, whose product is annotated as opioid receptor, mu 1. Lineage: Eukaryota; Metazoa; Chordata; Actinopteri; Cypriniformes; Cyprinidae. The coding region runs from base 360 to 1511 and encodes 383 amino acids. Gene Ontology annotation, biological process: G protein-coupled opioid receptor signaling pathway; neuropeptide signaling pathway; sensory perception of pain. The record is from RefSeq and is a predicted model, not a curated record. The transcript has 3 exons. Gene Ontology annotation, cellular component: membrane; neuron projection. Gene Ontology annotation, molecular function: beta-endorphin receptor activity; G-protein alpha-subunit binding; morphine receptor activity.
GACGAGCGACUGUAAUUUCACACAGCUUCGCCGAUGACAAAGUGAGGAACUGGAAGCGGAAAGCCGACAGCGACCGCUAAAAAACCCUCCAGUCAUGUGCAUAUAUACGUGACGUCAUUUUGUUGAAUAAAACGCGAAUACGGGCCAUGACAGACGCUCGGUGCAGCUUCACGAGGGUAAUGUGACCACAGCGGAGUCGUAAACAAAACAGGCUGGGAGCUGCACUCGCAGGAGCGGCAGAGCGUCUGAAAGGAAGAGCGGCUUGGACUCCGAGCGCUUCGAAGUCGGACGGGUGUCGAUAUCGCAGAACGUGACCGAUAGAACUCGCGCGUAAAGAACGGAGCUAAACGGCGUUUGCCAUGGAAACCAGUGGCAACAUUUCGGACUUUCUCUACGCGCUUUCGAACCCGGCGAUGUCGAACAGCAGCGUAUUCUGCCGAAACUUCAGCAGCAGCUCCGGUCUCGUGAACGCGAACGGCUCCAGAUGUGACAGGACGGCUGAGCUGGACAAAAGCGCGACUCCUGUGAUAGUGGCGAUCAUCAUCACCGCGCUGUACUCUAUAGUGUGCGUGGUGGGACUGGUGGGCAACGUUCUCGUCAUGUAUGUCAUCAUAAGAUACACCAAAAUGAAAACUGCAACCAACAUCUACAUCUUCAACCUCGCUUUAGCAGAUGCCUUGGCAACAAGCACUCUCCCGUUCCAGAGUGUGAAUUACCUGAUGGGUACGUGGCCCUUUGGAGACGUUCUGUGCAAGAUCGUGAUGUCCAUUGAUUACUACAACAUGUUCACCAGUAUCUUCACCCUCACCACUAUGAGCGUUGACCGUUACAUUGCUGUUUGCCACCCGGUUAAAGCCCUGGACUUCAGAACCCCCCGGAACGCCAAGAUUGUCAAUGUGUGUAACUGGAUCCUCUCAUCUGCCAUCGGCCUCCCAGUCAUGGUCAUGGCAUCCACCACUACUGAGUACCACAGCAGCCAGUUUGCCGUCAUUGACUGCACUUUGCUCUUUCCCCAUCCUUCCUGGUACUGGGAGAACCUCCUGAAGAUCUGCGUUUUCAUCUUUGCCUUCAUCAUGCCCGUCCUCAUCAUCACCAUCUGUUACGGCUUAAUGAUCCUCCGCCUGAAGAGCGUGCGCAUGUUGUCCGGCUCCAAGGAGAAGGACCGCAACCUCCGGCGCAUCACCCGAAUGGUCCUGGUGGUGGUGGCGGUUUUCAUCGUCUGCUGGACUCCGAUCCACAUCUUCGUCAUCAUCAAGGCCCUGGUGACCAUUCCCAACUCGCUCCUGCAGACCGUCACCUGGCAUUUCUGCAUCGCCCUCGGCUACACCAACAGCUGCCUCAACCCGGUGCUCUACGCCUUCCUGGACGAGAACUUUAAGCGCUGUUUCCGCGAGUUCUGUGUUCCCAGUCCGUCCGUGCUGGACCUCCAGAACUCCACACGCACCAGGAACCCCCAGCGCGACGGCCAAUCCAGCGGCCACACGGUGGACAGGACGAAUCAGCAGGUAUGACUAGUCCUGGAAAUGUCAUCACUGGAGUCCCGCUGCCAGCCCAGUGUUGACAUGAGCUCGGAUGUCACGCAGGUCACCACGGGUGUCUAACACCUUCACUUCUAGGACCCGCGGUCGAGGUCAAACCUCUUAAGCGUCUUGCUAGGCCUCCCGCACAGAGCUGGAGAAAGACUGUUGAAGUCGAUUUCAGUAUGAAAUACGAUACAUAUACUAGAUUAUUAACCCCAAAUGAACCUAAUAAGCUGAGCUUAUUUCACUAUCUGUGAUGUUCACAGCCAAGCAUCCAAUGUGUUCAUUAGGUUAGUCCAGCAUUCAAUAAUUAUGUAUAUGUACUGUACAGAGAGCAUCUUGAGUCCCCUUAAACAGAUAAACGUUACUUAAAAUGCUAUAUGAAUAAUUAUUUUAUGAUUGAUAACAGUUUUAUUUGUAGGAAGAAAAUAUGGAAAAUGUAAAUUAUGUAUUUAACAUAAAAUGUUCAGCCUUUAGUGUAUUUGUCUUUGCCUUAAAUCAUACAGUAUUUCAAUUUUUGCUUGCUUUUAUAGCCAGCAAAGCAAUUUGUUGAAGCCGUCUUCAGUUAUGUUCCUUUGUAGUGAUUGAAAUGAAUCAUCAAAUGACUGUUGGAUGUGACGUGUGCACUGUUUCUCUGAUUUAUCAUGGACUUCGCAGAAAAGCAGAACACAAUAACAAAAAUGCCUUUUGCAACAAUAGAUCAUUUUCAUGCUUUGGUGGUGACAAAUGUAUUGUGCUUGUACUCUGAUGAAAAUCUCUUGUACUAAUGUAAAAGUCCAAUGUAAUUGUCUCAUUGUCACUCACGUUCUGUCUGAAAAAAGGAAAUGUUAAUUGCUCUAAAAUACCUUCAAUAUGUGCAGGUGUUUCUGUAAGUUUUUAUAUGCAGCAUAAUAAAUAAAUCUUUCACACUAGAGCACGUGUUUGUAGGGAGUUGGCGUUGCAUAAUUACAUUUGAUUAGAAAGCUAUGCAACUAUAAUGUGUGUAAAACUAUUGUGGAUCUGAAAAAUAAAU